AUGGCGUGUGCUCCUCCGGCCACAGAGACAGCGCUGCUCUCCGCUACACUAGUGAAUCAGUUGAAAGGCACCGUGUCCGGUGGCAUGCCCCAGGCUGACCUGGAAUUCCUGGUACCAUCACUCAGUCUGCCAGGGGCUGGAGCCUCUGCACUCCGCUGCGAUCUCUGUCUGCGAGGGGCAAGACAGUUCCCAGCAACUUUGCCAACAAAGAACGUAACAAUCUUCAUUCCCGUGAAAGUUUUGUGUGACCCAGAGAUGCUGACACACGAAAUACAGGGAUCAGAAGCUGCCAAUCCGAGAUGCCCAGAGGCUGGCCUGCUGGCUCCUUGGUUUUUCAGGGCUUUCCUCCGCGAGCUGUCACCAUUCACUAAGACGCUCCAGGUAAGAGCCUCUGCUUGGAGCUGGGGUGAGCGUGUUGGUUCCCAGCAGGAAGCCUGGUUCCCUAGUUCCCAGGUGAGCGCGGUGGGUCUGUGCGUUGGAGACAGCCAUCCCAGAGUGAGCCACAUAGGCCAGGGCAGCACUAGACGCAGGGGAAUAGAGACAAACGCUUGGUUCCAGGGUGAGGGCACAUGUGCACCACCAUGCAGUUCACUCUCGCAGUGA
Arvicola amphibius (Eurasian water vole) is the source of this 603-nucleotide messenger RNA. RefSeq lists its product as uncharacterized. Bases 1 to 603 code for a protein of 200 amino acids. The record is from RefSeq and is a predicted model, not a curated record. The transcript is spliced from 3 exons. Lineage: Eukaryota; Metazoa; Chordata; Mammalia; Rodentia; Cricetidae.